UUCAUUCAACCAUCAUCUUCCCUAGAUGAGCUUUUGAUUUUCAGAGUCUGUUCUGUUUCCUGAACUGGAUGUUCUCCUAGCUGAUAUUUCAACUAGCUAUAUUUCAUUAUUUGGUUACUAUUACCUAAUAAAUUUUCUUAUUUCCCCAUCAGGAAGGGGAUACACGUGUUAGUGUUGAAAUCCUGUCACUGCUAUUACUGCAGAUAUAUUUUAUUACCUCUUGUCAUUUAUCAAGUGCCAGUGCAAAUCCCUUUAUCAGAGUAUGCUGUGGGUUCAACUGCCAACGGUUGCAUUAGCCAGGUGGCAGCUGCACAGUGGGAAGCCAAAAAAAUGGUUUCCUUUCUCCUCUCCACUCUACCCCCUCUCUCUUCUCUCUUUUCCUCUCCCUUUGUCUCUCCUCCCCUCCACCCCUACUCCACCCUGGUCUCUCUCUCUGCAUGGUGCCACACUCAAUGGUGCUGUCCACUGCAGUUCUCUAGUGUGUUCUCUGCAUUCAACACUGAUCAGUGUUAUCAGUCUUCAGCCUCUGCAAGGAUUUGAGGACUUUGGCAUUGUUACUGUCUAGAAUGAUCUGUCUGUUGGCAACAUUCAAAAUGAACCAGAAUCAAUUGCAUGUGGAAAAGUGGGUGAUAUAUGCUGACUUAAACCUACUCAGGAAUUCUGGCCUUGAAAUUUCAUCUCCAUCUCCUCCUCCUCAGAAUAUCUGCCAAGGUUUGUGCAAGCACCAAUUUCCACUGAAAUUUGUCUGUGUUUUGGUUAUUAUUAUUAUUAUCCUGUCUGCAAUAGGGUUUAGUGUUUCAGUCAUGUUAAUACAAAAAUCAUCAACAGAAAAACAUGUUCCAGAGAGUAGGAAGAACACAACAGAGAGGCCCCCUCUGUUAACUUGCACAGAACCGUGGAAACGACAAGGACAGAAAUGCUUGACUUUUUCAUCCACAUCAGACUCUUGGAAUACCAGUCAAACCCACUGUUCCAAAAAGGAAUCCACAUUACUGCUUAUUCAAGAUGCGAAGGAACUGAAUGAGAUACAAAGAACUGUAAAUGAGACAGGAAUGGAAUUUUGGAUUGGAUUAACAUUUUCAUCAUCAGAGAAGAAGUGGAAAUGGAUUAAUGAUUCUUUUUUAAAUCCUACUGGCCUGAAAAUUGUUGGUGAUGCUAAAGAAAACAGCUGUGCUUCCAUUUCAAAAAACAAAGUUAUAUCUGAGAAUUGCGAUGCAGAAGUUAAGUUUAUCUGCCAAAAGGAAUUAUAUCCUGUCAGCAAUGAAGGAGUGAAGAAACAUGUAUCUCUCUAAACAUCCAAUGAUGUAUUCAAAGAGAAGCAGACUAAUUUGGAAAGGGGUUUUGUAUUAAGCGUGGCAUCUGCAGUGGCAUCAUUGAUGCCUUGGAGCCUCCAGUUCAUCUCCAGUAAAAAAUAAAUGAUUUAUGA
Molecule: messenger RNA, 1426 nt
Organism: Sorex fumeus (smoky shrew)
Lineage: Eukaryota; Metazoa; Chordata; Mammalia; Eulipotyphla; Soricidae
Gene: KLRB1
Product: killer cell lectin like receptor B1
Exons: 8
Coding region: 567-1292 (241 amino acids)
Source: RefSeq, a predicted model, not a curated record